Molecule: messenger RNA, 4639 nt
Organism: Frankliniella occidentalis (western flower thrips)
Lineage: Eukaryota; Metazoa; Arthropoda; Insecta; Thysanoptera; Thripidae
Product: zinc finger protein 41
Exons: 12
Coding region: 576-3560 (994 amino acids)
Biological process (GO): regulation of DNA-templated transcription
Cellular component (GO): nucleus
Molecular function (GO): RNA polymerase II cis-regulatory region sequence-specific DNA binding; DNA-binding transcription factor activity, RNA polymerase II-specific; zinc ion binding
Source: RefSeq, a predicted model, not a curated record
AAUAUCUGGCGCAGGAGUUAACCGUGUUCACCAAGGCGGUUCUCCCAGGCGAGUCGGGACUGCGUUCGCGCUGUCCCGGAAUAAGAUCAUUACCUAGCAGUCUCUAGUGAGCAGCGUAGUAAACGUCGCAGGUAGACGUCAGUAGGGUGGUUGAGAGGGGCCAUUCAUUUUCAGGGUUUUACUGAUCACCUAGACUUGGAGCCAAGCGUGGCCACAUUAUGGCCAUGCUACGCCUUUCUUAGUCUCGGUCCUCGGAGGUAGUCCGAAUUCAUAAUCGCAUUUGGACGAAUCGGUUGGAUUCGGUGAUUCGGUUCUCCUCUUCUCUCUCCCUCUCUCCACAACCAAUAGCAAUUUUGCGAUAUGAUUCGACUGAAUCUGUUUGCGAUGGAUUUGGACGUGAUUCUUGGGAUUCUUGUCAUCGGACCCAUCGGACCUUCAGUUUGACUCACAUAUUUUUCAUAUUCGAUUCAGUUCUGACAGAACUUUCUACACAUUCACAUUCGCGUUCACGUUCGCUUUGUUGUGUAGGUGUUUUGAUUGUUUAUACGUACUUUGUUAAGGAGAAUGUAAAGUAAAUGGUCACAAUUAAUUUUAUCACCAUGAUUGCGCCGUGGAAAAAUUGGUGCCGACUAUGUGCUAAUCCCAAUGGUGGGAUCCCUAUAAUCAAUCCUUGUGGCGGUGAUAAUUAUUUGAGUGAAAGGAUAAGAAGAUAUCUGUCUAUAUCGGUUUUGGAAGAAGAUAAGGUGUCGUAUCUUCUUUGUAGCAAAUGCUGUGAAAAACUGUCCAACUUUGAUAAGUUUGUAAAUAACUGUUUGCAAGUUCAAGUCAUGUUCAGCACCCUUUGUGAAUUAAUUGAUGAUGAUGAUGUUGGGGAUGAUCGCCUGUACGAAAUAAGGAAAGAGUUCCUUCCCUCCGACUUUGAGUUUAGUAAAGAAAAGUCUACAAAUAAUGGUAUAUCUACCAACAUUUCUCCAAAUGUUAAGAAGAGAGUUUCAGUAGGAAAAGACCUCUCACCAAGCAAAAUUAAAAAGGUUGACAUUGAUACAAGGAAAGAUAUCUCCUCCUCUCCUAAGUUAAACGGAUGCGAUGAUAAAGCAGCUCAAUUAAAAGAAAGUUUAAACAGUGUUUACAAGCAUGGACGUAUCAGACCAAUGCCUGAGUUGAGGCAAGCUUUUCCUGACGAAAACGAAAUUUUAGCUGAUUCAUUGGACUCUGAUUUCAAUGAAGAAUCGUUUGAAAAUCUGUUGGAGAAUGAUGAGGCCUUCCAAAGAGUACUAAGGAAUUCUGGAGGUGACACCGGAUUUAAGACAAAGGAGGAACAUAAAUUGCACCAAAGUUCUUUUGCCAGUCAAGAACAAUCAUCAAGGUUGGAAUCCGUUCAAGAACUGGCAUCCGAAAGAUGUUUUGUGGGAGAGAAGAUGGAACCUAAAUUUUCUGUCAACAUUAAACAAGAAACAUUAAAAUCUAAUGGCACUGUUCCACACAGUGAACUUCAUGAUCUGUCUAAUAAUCUUAAUACCGUCAAUUCUCUCAGUGAUUCUGAUAUGAAUGAUUUUAUGUGUGACGAAACUGAGGAAGAUGAUACCUCAGACCAUUUGGGAGGCGACAUGGACUCUAAAGAAUUAAGAAUGAGAAUUAAUGGAGCCUGGAAAACCUUAGAUGAUAUCAAACCCAAGAGGUCAUUUUGUAAACCUAUUACUGAGCAGCAUCACAAAAUUUAUGAGCUAGAUGAAAUGUUUGUUGAUGAUAGGACUGAGGAAGAAUUGUGUGAAGAUUCUGAUUGGACUUUAGAAGACAUGUCAGAUAAAAAGGUCAAAAGCAGGAAUAAAUUAAAAACCACUUUUAAGUGUGACCAGUGCGAUAAAACAUUUGUAAGAAAAGCUCUUCUUGAUUCACACUCAGUAUCGCACAUGCCUAAAGACCAACAGCCCUAUGUUUGUUGUAAGUGUGCUAAAAGGUUUCAUUGCGAAACAUUAUUAAAAAAUCAUGAAAAAACUCAUUUACCCAGUGAAGAAAAACAAGUCUAUCCAUGCCAUGUGUGUGAUAAAAAAUUUAGUCGCCGAUCAGCAGUCACUGCACAUACCAAAGCUAUACAUUUUGGCGAACGACCAUUCGUUUGUCACCUAUGUGGCAAUACUUUCUCAUCAAAAGCCACCUUGCAGGAACAUAUAACUAUUCAUAGUGAUGAAGAGCCUUGGGAGUGUACAAAAUGCAGUAAAAAGUUUAAAACUAAGUACAGACUGAAAAUUCACAUGGAUACGCACCGAGAAACUCCUUAUAGUUGCCCUCAUUGUCCUUUGCAACUUUCAACAAGGCGCACACUUCGCAUGCAUCUUGUUGUCCACAGAGAUGCUAAAAACUAUCAGUGUGCCACUUGUGGGAAAGCCUUCCGCAGAGCCAAAGACUUAAAGAGUCAUCAGACUUUGCACACCGGACGACGUCCUUACACCUGCCCAUUUUGCUCUCGUACUUUUGCAAAUGGCUCAAAUUGUCGAUCUCAUAAAAGAAGAAUGCACCCAGAGGAGCUUCGACUUUAUGAGGCUUCGCUUGCUGGAAAUAGCACUGUUGAGUUGAUAAACAACUCAGCACCUCUUGAACUUAUUGUAGAGGAUACUGGGAAUCUUGUAAAUCAAGAUAUUGAUGAAGAUGCCAACCAUUCAAUGAAAGAAGACAGUCAGGAUUCUUUACUUACUGAAAUGGCUUUGGAUCUUCAACAACCGCAGAUGUUGACAGACAAGUCUGGUCUUACAACAGUUAAUGAAGACCCAGUCGUGACAGCAGCUGAUCUCACUUUAGCUCCUUUAGUCACAUUAUCAGCUGCUUUACCUAAACUUGAGCCAGAUGAUUCUCGCCUAGUUGUCAUGAAUCUCACUACGCAAAUGAAUGAUACUCAUGAUUCUAUGGAAGCAAUGUCACCUCUCAACUUAAACAUUAUGUCACCCAUGAACCUAAAUAUCAGCUCUCCUUUGAAUCUCAAUAUAAGCUCACCUCUUAAUCUCAAUAUUAGUUCUGUUCUCCACUCUCCAACUGGAAGAAGCCAACAAUCACAUUCUGUACAAUCUCAACACCAUCAAAAUCAUAAUAGAUAUCAACAACCACAUCAACCUCAGCAGCAAACACAUCUGACAUUGCAACCCAUGCAGCAUCCCACCCACCAACAAACAUCUCAGCAUCAACAACAGCUUACUCACCAAUCUCAAGUACAUCAUCAAAUGCAUCAACAACAAGUACCCAGGUCAUCUGUUCAACUAUCAACUUUGCAAACGUCCGUAAAUUCACCAACUUUAAUCCACAACUUGUCAUCACAAACGCAGUUACCAGCCCACAUCAACAACACAGUCCACCAUGCACCUCAAAUUCAGACUUUUGUUCCUCUGAAUCAGCAAGGAACAUUGUACAGUCAUCAUACUACCCAAGAAUCAGUUUCGUCAGCAGCACUCGUUGCUGCUGCAGCUGUGGCUCACUCAAUGGCUACAUCUACAAGCACAUCACUGCCUCCUUUCUCUGGCAACCCAUAUGUGCAACAUUCCAUGACUUAUAGUCGUGGUACCAAUAUGUGAUAGUUCUCAUGCCAUAACAGUGAUCAUGUGCUUGUUAUUAUUAUUUUUUUUUAUUCAUUGCGCUAUCUAUCCUUCACAAUUUUAUGAAACAGUAGAUGUUUUGAUCUUUUUAGUUGUAGCAAGAUAAGCAUUAUUUGUAAGUAAUCAUACCGUAAUUUUGUGAACUUUGCAAUUUUGUGUGUGUUUAUGUACACACUAAUGUUAUUGUUAUUUUAGUGUCUUGUGUACCUGAACAUUUCUAGAGGUAUUCCUUUUUAUAUAGGAAACAACAGUAAGAUUUGGUACUUUUUAAUUGAUCUCACAAUGGCUUUCAUAAGUUUUUACCUUAACCAAUUUGUAAUGCCAAAACAAUCUAUUCAACAGAGCUUAAAUUGUUUUUGUUUUGUUUCUUUUUGUAUAAUUACAUUACACCUAGUGGUGGUUUAUUACUUUUUAAUUGUGAGACUUUAUUUCAGACCUUAUUAUUAUGUAGCAUAUUUUUUUUUUAAAGUUUGUACAAGUAUGUAUUGAACAGUGUGUGUAUAGAUUUUCAUAUACACACAUAUGUUUCAUAUAUUGGUAUAGUUCCCAUUGUGUUUCUUGAUCUUUUAGUAGGCAGGCAAGGCAACUUUUAUGAUGAAGUUAAGAAAGAGAGACUCUUAUUUUGAUGCCAGUCUCAUGCUUCAUUGCAAAACUUCCAAAAGAGUCCAGCUUCUCAUAAUUUAGUAAAAUUUCAAUGUAUCUCUUCCCUUGAUGACUUAAUGUUGAAACUUACAGUAUACCUUGUUUCUGCUUGUUUAAGUGUGUUAGUGUUGCAGUCAAUACACCUGUGGUCUUCCAUAUUGAAACAUAUGUUGACUGGAAGCAAUGGUAAUUCCUAUAUUAAUGUGCCAUUUAUGAUUUUUCUUAAAUGUUUCAAGUUUCAUAAGAAUUGCUGAUUCUAUCUUGUAGUAUACGCUUUAUACACUACAUAGGUGGGCUUAUCUUUCCAGCAUGGGAACUUACCGAAACAAUUAUAUUUCAUCAGCUUUGGUCGGUCUGUGAAACAACGCACUCAUAGACUGUAAAUUUGUGAUAUUAAAUUCAAAAUUUUUUAUUAA